Messenger RNA from Lodderomyces pseudojiufengensis, 768 nucleotides. It is a transcript of the gene GPM2, whose product is annotated as Gpm2p. Bases 1 to 768 code for a protein of 255 amino acids. The record is from RefSeq and is a predicted model, not a curated record. Gene Ontology annotation, biological process: glycolytic process. Gene Ontology annotation, molecular function: intramolecular phosphotransferase activity. The transcript has a single exon. NCBI's taxonomy places the organism in Eukaryota, Fungi, Ascomycota, Pichiomycetes, Serinales, Debaryomycetaceae.
AUGACCGUUCAUAAACUAAUAGUCCUACGUCACGGACAAUCUGAAGGAAAUGAUGAAAAUAAAUUUUGUGGAUGGUUAGAUGUUCCAUUAACUGAAAAAGGUAAAAAAGAUGCAGAAUAUGCUGGAGAAUUAAUUAAACAAAAUAAUUUAUCACCAGAUAUAUUAUAUACAUCAAAAUUAAUUAGAUCAAUAGAAACAGGAUUUAUAAUAUUAAAAGUAUUAAAUAAACCUUGGAUAGAUCAUAUAAAAUCUUGGAGAUUAAAUGAACGUCAUUAUGGUAAAUAUCAAGGUAGAAAUCGUCAUGAUGUAUUUAUGGAAUUAAAUCAAGAUAAAAAAUUAUUUCAAUAUAUUAGAAGAAAUUAUAAUGGUUUACCACCAUUAAUUGAUCCAGAAUCAGAUACUUCAAUAGAUGAAAAAUAUAAUGAUUUAUUAAAUAAAGAUAUUUUACCAAGAGGAGAAUCUUUACAUAUGGUAAUGGAUAGAUUAAUACCAUUUUUUAAAUAUGAAAUUUUAGAUAAUCAAAUGAUUCAAUUAAAUAAAACUGUUUUAAUUGUAACUCAUGGUUCAAUAGUAAGAAGUUUAAUUAAAUAUUUAAAUAAAGUUGAUGAUGAUGAUAUUUCAAAAAUUGAAAUACCUACGGGUGUACCAUUAGUUUUUGAAUUAAAUGAUAAAGGAGAUUUAAUAAAACCUUAUUAUUAUUUAGAUAAAGAAAAGGCUUUAGAAGGUUCUGAAGAAAGUAGAAAUGCUGGAUUAAAGAAAAAAUUGUAA